Messenger RNA from Uranotaenia lowii, 1996 nucleotides. RefSeq names its product dynein intermediate chain 3, ciliary (gene Dnai2). The record is from RefSeq and is a predicted model, not a curated record. The transcript is spliced from 5 exons. Gene Ontology annotation, molecular function: dynein light chain binding; dynein heavy chain binding. NCBI's taxonomy places the organism in Eukaryota, Metazoa, Arthropoda, Insecta, Diptera, Culicidae. Gene Ontology annotation, cellular component: outer dynein arm. Gene Ontology annotation, biological process: outer dynein arm assembly; cilium movement. Bases 106 to 1863 code for a protein of 585 amino acids.
CCUUGAUGAGCAGAAAAGAAAAUUUAGUUUUCUUUAGAAAAUUGAUAAAUUUCUGAAGCUCGGUGCGUAGUUUAAUCUUUCUCGGAGGAUUGUUUUGCAUUCAAAAUGGAUAUCGAGUACCCUUACCAGAAGGAGCGUCGUGAGUUUGGCAGACAGUGUCUGUUUUCCGAUAAGAAUAAGAUCGAGUUUUCGGAAGCGGCGAAUCAUGAGCUGUUCAAGGAAUACAUCCUUAGGGAUCCAGUACAUUUGGGAACUCAGCUAAGCCGUCAGAUGGCAUUGACGGAAAUCAAUACCGAAAGUGCUGAAUACGCUGACCGUGGAAUAUUGCACUCCGAAGGCGGUUGGCCCAAGGAUGUAAAUUUUCUGGACCCGGAGCAAACGGUCCGCUACCGAAGAAAGAUCGAGAAAGACGAAAACUAUGUCACCCAGUUGACUUCGUUGACGAAACCUAUGGAGCAUUACAUCUAUCAGAAUAACGCCGUCAACAUCUACGAGAACUACUUUGAGGGUCUCGAACCUGCUCCGCUGAUGGAGAAGAGUAGUUCUCGUACGCUGAAUGUAUAUCGGGAUCCUUCGAUUUACAAGCAACCGGUUACGCACCUUUCGUGGUCUCCUGAUGGAGGUUCCAAGAUAGCUGUUUCGCAUUGUAACAUGAACUUCCAGGAAAUCACUGGCAAGGCCGUUUGCUCGUACAUCUGGGAAAUUGAAAACCCCAAUGCCCCUCUGCUGAGAUUUACGCCCCACAGUUCGAUGAUCUGCCUUGAGUAUAAUCAGAAGGAUCCGACGACUCUUGUCUGCGGCAUGUACAAUGGACAAGUAGCAGCCUGGGACACGAGAAAUGAGAAAGCGCCGAUCAUGAUCAGUGAGCGCGAAUUUUCUCAUCGAGCUCCGGUCAAUUCAACGCUCUGGAUCAAUUCUAAAAGUGGAACAGAGUUUUUCUCUGGCUCAUCGGACAGUCAGGUUAUGUGGUGGGACACCAGAAAACUUUCCCAGCCCAUCGAUAUGCUUCUGAUGGAUCCCAUAAAGUCGGACGAACAAGAUCUGUCUCGGUCAUAUGGAGUAAGCGUUCUAGAGUACGAAACAUCGAUUCCUACAAGGUUCAUGUGUGGAACUGAGCAGGGAAUGCUUUUUUCCUGCAAUCGGAAGGGAAAAUCUCCACAGGAGAAAAUUGUGUUUAGGCUACCAUGUCACACCGGACCAAUCUACUCCCUAACUCGUAAUCCAGCAUUCGUGAAGAAUUUCCUAACAGUUGGGGAUUGGAUCGCUCGCAUCUGGUCUGAAGAUUGUCGUGAGAGCUCAAUUAUUUGGACCAAACAUCAUUCGGUGAUGCUCACCGAUGGGGUCUGGAAUCCUACGCGCUACUCCAUUUUCUACGUUAGCCGCAUGGAUGGUGUUUUGGAUGCUUGGGAUUUGCUACAGCAACAAAAUGAUCCUAUUCUAAGCAUAAAAGUGUGCGACGAGAGUUUGAAAUGCCUUCGGGCACACGAGGGUGGAUAUUUGGUUGCCGCCGGAAGCACCAAAGGAGCAACUUUCUUGCUGGAGAUGUCAGAAAAUAUGACUUCCAUUAAAAAUGACAAACCCCUGCUAACGGCUAUGUUGGAACGAGAAAACCGCAGAGAGAAGAUCCUCGAAGCAAAGUCACGUGAAAUGAAACUAAAGGUUCGAACUUUGAACAGGCAAGACGAAGCCGUGGAUGAAAAACCCAAACUGUUCCAAUGUCAAUCUGCGUGUGAAGCUGCCGAGCAGGAAUAUCUUCUUACACUGGAGAAAGAGAAAAAAUCAAGAGCACCCGAAGAAAUCGAUCCCGAAUAUGAUCCCAAGACAAUCAAGGAAAUAACAUCAGAUGAACAAUUUGACGAUUGAGUUAAAACUACGAUGGAAAACUAAAAAUAGAAACAUUUUCUCUUGUAACCAUAUCAAAAUAUGUAUAUUUUUAAAACUCUCUUCAAUAGAAAUGAUACACUUGGUUCAAAUCUUUUGAGCAUGAAUUAAUACC